AUGAAUCGUGUUUAUGAAAGUGGUGCUGCAAAAAAACGAAAAGCGAAAGAAGAACAAAAGAAAAUAGACAAGUUACCAAAAAUUACUGGAUUUUUAAAACAAGAUGACAUUACUAGCAAAAAUGAUGAAACGCCAAAAGGUACCGCUGAUUUACAGGAAAAUGUUAUUCAAAACGAAUCAGUCGAUUUGAAUCCUUCAGAACAGUCGGAAUUAUCAGUAGCUACACAAGUUCUUAUAAAUCAUAGAACAGAAGAGGAGGCAGCAUUGAGAAGCACGUCAGAAAAAAUUGAAAGUUAUUCGACUGAUAUUGCGUUAUGGGGCGAAAUCAACGAGAAGUUACGAUUAUACUGGUUGCAAAAAAAUCCAGGUUUAUGCAGCAAUAAGGAUAAAGAUUUCUCAAAAUCUGCACGGAUUUACCAAGAAGGAGAUAAACAAAAAGUGAGAACUCUAAACAAAUCAUUAUUUCAAUUGAAACUACAAAAUAAUGAAAGUAGAAGUAGAGCAAGAGAAACUGGUAGUUUAGAAAAUGCAUUAACGAUUCAACAAAAAAAUGAGAAAAAUUAUUGGAUUCAAGUAUUACGUCGAAUAACUGACACUAUAAAGUUUCUUGCUUCACGAGGUCUCGCUUUUCGAGGGGAGAACGAACGAUUCGGAUCUAGUCAAAAUGGCAAUUACUUAGGUAUUUUAGAAUUACUGAGCGAAUAUGACCCUUUCCUUAAAGAGCACAUUAAUACCUACGGAAAUAAAGGACAUGGAGUAACAUCAUACUUAUCAGCUAAUAUUUGUGAGGAAUUUAUAGGCCUUAUGGGGGAAAAAGUUCUUGCUUGCAUUAUAAGUGAGUUGAAGAAGGCAAAAUAUUAUUCUUUUUCUGUGGAUUCUACGCCGGACAUCGCUCAUCUAGAUCAAUUAACGUUCACCGUGCGCUACGUUACCGAUCAGGGGCCUAUCGAACGUUUUUUAAUGUUCGUUCCUAUAGAAGGUCAUAAUGCCGAAUAUUUAACAGAGGUUGUAGUCAAAUUUUUUAAAGAUAAUGAUAUUGAUAUAAAUGACUGUAGAGGUCAAUCUUAUGACAACGCAUCGAAUAUGUCUGGACGCUAUUCAGGACUGCAAACCAGGAUAAGGGAAAUCAAUAAGGAUAAAUUCGAUGAGUUUUUAGAAAAAGCAAAAAGCUUUACUGAUAUCUGCGAAAGUGAAUCUACAUCUGAGCCAAGAAAUCGAAGAAGAAGCGUAAAACUUACUCGCUUUGAAGGAGAGAGUGAACAUACACAAUUUACUGGAGAUGAAAAGCUCAAAAUAGAGAUUUUUUAUCCGAUAAUCGAUUCACUUUGUUCCAAUUUGAAAACCAGAAAAACUGCUUACGAAACGGUGAAUGAUAACUUCAAGUUUUUUACUGCUCUACCAAACAUGACAUACGAAGGAAUAAAAGAAUGCUGCGAAAAGCUUGCCAGAAAAUAUGAUCAAGAAAUUUCUGCAGAAAAUUUAAUAUCAGAAUGUUUACAUUAUAAACAUUAUCUUCGUGAUACACGAAAGAACGAAGAAUUAUUUAUUCCUGAUCUAUACUUGCAACUGAAGAAAGAAUUUCUGACGUCUACAUUCCCAAAUAUUGAAAUAAGUCUCCGAAUAUUCCUUACCCUAAUGAUCACCAAUUGUGCUGGUGAACGAUCAUUUUCUAGAUUAAAGUUGAUAAAAUCCGAUCAUCGAAGCACAAUGUCACAGUCACGAUUGAAUCAUCUAAGUUUAAUGAGUAUAGAAUCGGACUUAUUAAAAUCGAUUGAUUUUGAUGAACUCAUAUCUAAUUUUGCUGCGAAGAAAUCGAGAAAAAAAGUUUUUUAA
Parnassius mnemosyne (clouded apollo) is the source of this 1833-nucleotide messenger RNA. The record is from the annotation of a GenBank genome assembly. NCBI's taxonomy places the organism in Eukaryota, Metazoa, Arthropoda, Insecta, Lepidoptera, Papilionidae.